This is a messenger RNA of Ambispora leptoticha, 286 nucleotides long. Lineage: Eukaryota; Fungi; Glomeromycota; Glomeromycetes; Archaeosporales; Ambisporaceae. The record is from the annotation of a GenBank genome assembly.
AUGCGGCAAAUAACAGCCGUUCAAAAAUCCAAACUUACGACAUCACUUUUCACGAGUGUUGCCCUGUUUGCCGUGUUCACGGUAGCUGCGCAAGGCCUAUUACCUUGUCCGGCUAUCGAUGAUGCUCAACGACGCGCAUCGUUAGAAGAACGAAGUAGGCUGCGUCGCCGAUUACAAGAACAAGACGAUUUAAAGAGGGAUGUGGAUGAUAAAAGUGGUAGCAGUGGACAAAAAGGGAAUAAAGAUAAAAAAGUCACGGUGGUGGUGUUGCCGAGAAAUAACAAUG